GUGUCCUUAGAAGGAAAAAGUCUGUCAGACUAUAAACUGGAGAGAACUUUUUUAGGGCUUGAGUGGCAGCAAAUGUUCACUUCAUAAAAGUCAGUCAUUAAAACCAGUCAGUGACAACUUAGGAUGCAGGAUCAUAAUAUCUUAUAGGGGCUUAAUUCUCGGAAAGGGACGGAGGAGGAGGACCUGCAGUGGCCGCAGUGAGAGGCGCUGUUGGCGGAUGAGCGGCGGACUGACGGACGGACUUGUCGGUUCACAUGGAGAUGUUGCGCCGCUCCUCUGUGUUUGCGUCUGAAGUGUUUGACCGCUCGCCCACCGACAAGGAGCUGGUGUCCCAGGCCAAAGCACUGUGCAGGGACUACAUCCACUCCAGGCUGAACCGAGCCGGGAUAGGCUGGUCUAAGCCGGAGCACGGACUGGCUGCAUCAGGUGGAGCGCUGGGAGAGAUCUCCUCGGUGCUGCUGUGGCUGGGUGAUGAGUUGGAGUACCUUCGACCCAACGUCUACCGCAACGUAGCGCGACAGCUCAACAUCACGGUGGCGUCAGAGAGUAUCGUGUCCGAUGCUUUCCUGGCUGUGGCUGCAGACAUUUUCUCCACAGGUGUGACAUGGGGGAAGGUGAUUUCUUUGUAUGCCGUGGCGGGAGCCUUGGCAGUGGACUGCGUUCGCCACGGCCAUCCAGCAAUGGUCCAUACCAUUGUCGACUGCAUGGGGGAGUUUGUCCGCAAGAGCCUGACCUCCUGGUUGAAAAGGAGAGGGGGCUGGGUGGACGUAACGAAAUGCGUGAUGAACACUGAUCCCAGCUUCCACUCUCACUGGUUGGUGUCUGCCGUCUGUGCAUUAGGACACUACCUGAAGGCCACCGUGUUAUACCUUCUCAGGGAGAAGUGAAAGACAAAGUCACACACUGGAUUAUUAGCAGACUGGCCAGCUCUGUACAUCACCAGCACCACCAGCACCACUCCACUAAAGCAUCCACUGCUUUGGAUUAAUGUUUACACUUAUUUGCACUGAGCCCGCACGGAUGAUCACCUAUCGCUUCACAGAAAAACAGACUUUCUAUGCUUCUUCUGCUUCCUGUGCUAGAUUGUAUAUUUAUUGUUAAUGGUUAUGUUAUGGCACACAUUUGAUGUGAAUGUAUAAAACCACCCACUGUUAAUGUUUUCAGCUUCAUUUCCCCUCAAUCAGCAGAAUUUUGCUGCCUGUUUGGCAGUGGUUUGGCUGCCCCUAGUGGUUGAAGUUGGUAACUAAAUUGAAAAUACUCCUUCGGAUCCUGAGGCCCAUUCAUGAGGACUUGGUUUAACAAAAAUCUCCACUUCUCACCUGGAUGGCAUAUAUGGCCCAACAGAUUAGAGCAUGCUGGAUAAAUGCAAAAUACAGCAUGUUUUUCUGUGAUUAAGGGACUGUACGAAAAAAUAUUGUCACUGAAGGGAUGGUAGCACAGAAAUAGAAUAGGAGUAGAAAAGACAUUCCCAUUCAAAUCAACCAAGCGGGAUGGUCAGAGCGGCGGCCGUUUUAAUGUGUAUAUGUGCCAGUGGGACCGUUGUAGCAACAAAGAGUAUAGAAGCAAAGAGACGAAACCACGGUGCCACUGCCGCCAUUUUGGACUUAUUAAUAUAUUUAUAAUAUUUCAUCGUUCAACACAGGUCAUUUCUGUAGAAUAUGACAAUAGAAUAGAAAUAAUUUUGUUUUACUUUUAUACGGCACUUUGUGGACGGACAUUUUACUGACGUCCGGUAGUCCUAAAAUGGCGAAAGCGUAGCUUUGCUGCUGGGCGCUGAUGUUACAAUGGAACAAACAAUUGACUUUCACUUCUUGGCAAUAUAAGUUUUUUGGUAGCGGGCUAACUACCGUAUUAACUAAACCGAUUUACGGCAAGUCGCGGACUCACUGAGGUGAGGUUUUGCAGUAGCCUAACAACUAAAACGAGCAGUGGAGUAGUAAAGUUACGAAGCAUACAGAGCCAGAGUAAAUUAGUAAUAUUUAACAACGUAAUGCUUCAUUCACACACUCUUAUCACAGCGAAGGAAAGCACAUUACUGUCACCAGAUGAUCGACAACUUUGUUCGUCUCAUUUUCUGUAUUUUUUAUUUUUUUUCUGAGUCAAGAGAAAUGAAAAGAAUGUAUAUAUUUUAAAAGUCAAUUAUCAGAUUCAGCCCUCCUCCCCACCCGAAUAAUUGUCAUACAGUCCCUAAUGAGUCUGAUAAAUUUAGCCUACAAUUCCCAUACAUGUAUUUCAGACAGCACUAUACAUUUAAUGUAACCUAUUUUCUCUCCCAUCAUUGUUCACUGUGAGGCAGUGUAUGACAUUGCUGUAGGCCUACUGUAGUUGCAGUAAUGCAAGUUACAGUAUAUUUUCUCUGAGUUAGAGCACUUUGAUAACAUUUCAGUUUGAGUAGAAUUUAUUCCAUGAAUAAUUUCACUUUUAUACGGCGUGUAGCACGAGGAGUCCUAGAAAAUGAACAAAUGUUUGUGAGUCAUCUGCAACUGUAAAUAUUAACAAAAAUAAAUGGUUCUUACAACAA
Sebastes umbrosus (honeycomb rockfish) is the source of this 2521-nucleotide messenger RNA. It is a transcript of the gene boka, whose product is annotated as BCL2 family apoptosis regulator BOK a. The transcript has 5 exons. The record is from RefSeq and is a predicted model, not a curated record. Gene Ontology annotation, biological process: intrinsic apoptotic signaling pathway in response to DNA damage; regulation of apoptotic process; extrinsic apoptotic signaling pathway in absence of ligand. Bases 255 to 887 code for a protein of 210 amino acids. Gene Ontology annotation, cellular component: mitochondrial outer membrane. Gene Ontology annotation, molecular function: protein heterodimerization activity; protein homodimerization activity. Lineage: Eukaryota; Metazoa; Chordata; Actinopteri; Perciformes; Sebastidae.